This is a messenger RNA of Cuscuta campestris, 1633 nucleotides long. The record is from the annotation of a GenBank genome assembly. Lineage: Eukaryota; Viridiplantae; Streptophyta; Magnoliopsida; Solanales; Convolvulaceae.
GAAACUCUUCUGCUCUUCGUUCUACAUUGCUUACCGUCGUCGGAUACCUUCAAGGACUACCACGCAUCUCUUUGCCAUGGAGAACACCGGAGCAAGUAGCGGGUUCCAGUACAAGAGAAGAAGAAUUCUAACCCAAACACAAAGGGAGGAGAUGGAGAAUGAAAACCAGAUUUCUGCUGAGGUAACUCCAUCUGUGGAUGGUCAAUCGUUCCUGGAUGCUGCGGAAAUUGAGGUUCCAGCGUUGGCUUGCACCAUUGAUAUUGAUAAAAUACCUGGAAUGAAGUUAACCCUGAAAUCUUCUUUGGGGGAGUUCCAGAAUCUGAUGGAAGAAGGACUUGGAGAUCAUCCAGAAGUUCUUGAUUUGUUUAGGACUUCCACCCCUUUUUCUAAUUUUUUGGAUGUUGAGUGUAUUCCUCCUCCUCUGUUCCUAUGGCAACUCAUUGCGAGGGAAGCCAAAAUAAAGAGGAAAGGAGAGAUGUGGUUCGUUUUCAAAGGAGUUCCUGUCAAGUACUCCUUGAGGGAGUUUUCACUCAUUAGCGGCCUCAACUGCUCUCACCUUAACGCCGGCAUUGAAAAUUCUAAGGAAUUAACCUCUGCAAAGAAUGAUUUCAUUCGUGCUCACUUUCCUUCAGCAAAGAAGGGAAAGAAAUCUGCUGCAGUCACAUACAAGAUGGUUGUGCAGCGUUUCUUGGAAAUUUGUAAAGGACUGGACAUGGAAAAGAAGAAAGAAGGCCAGGAGAUGGUUGCUAUGAAAAUGGCAGCACUUUUGUUUGUUGUUGUUGUUCUCUUGGGUCUUGCUGAUCGAGACAAGUCUGCAAUUCCAGAUUGGAUUCUGGGCAUGAUUGCACAGUGGACAGCAGUUCUUGGUUUCCCAUGGGGAACCUGGGCAUUUAUGGAGUCCUUGGGGUCACUGAGGAAAGACCUAGCUGCUAAGGCCAAAUCAAUUGGAAGAGGGGCCUCAUCAACCAUGUACUAUACUAGUUUCUUGCUUCCCAUUGGGAUCCUUUUUCUGGAGAGUUGCUUGGGGACUGGAGCAAAUAUUACAACAAGAAGCCCACAGACAUCCCCAGCUAGGCCAAGAAUCUGCCUUUGGGGUGAGAUUCCAAUAAAGAAGAAAAUCACCCACACAGAAAUGGAUGCUUACGUUGGGGACGUGCAGUCUCUAAAGAGCAUUCUUGUUCCCGACAAGUUUGAGGCAACUGCAGAGUGGUAUUUGAACUUCCAGCCUCUAGAGACCACAAAACACCCCGAGUUGGAUGCAUUUGUGGACAAAUUAGAGUGUAGAGGGGAAGUCCACAUUCCGGUGGAGAGGAAGAGAAAAGCUCGGAAUGUCCCUUCACCAACAAGAGAUAAUUCUGAAGAGCGUAAUGAGCACAUCUCCUCUCCCCAAGAAUCUCAGAGGAGUCAGAGCCUUAGGGAAUCUCCUUCUAGAGUCUCCCAUUCCAACAUCCCAAAUCCAUCGUCUCCUAACCCUCACCAGGCCAAGCCUUCAUCCAAUACCUUUCAAGAACUCUUUGAUCGAAUGUCAAAGAAAAUUGAUAACAUUGCAGAAGAACAAAGAAAGAGGUUUGAAGUGCUUGAAAAAAAAGUUGAUGCUUUGUCAACUUUAAUAAAUCAAAAGAUUGUGAAUAAG